Molecule: messenger RNA, 2397 nt
Organism: Bombus pascuorum
Lineage: Eukaryota; Metazoa; Arthropoda; Insecta; Hymenoptera; Apidae
Exons: 3
Coding region: 1028-2248 (406 amino acids)
Cellular component (GO): extracellular region
Molecular function (GO): chitin binding
Source: RefSeq, a predicted model, not a curated record
ACUAAUGAUACUGGAAGGAGCUACGUUAAUUGUAUCCGUAUCAAACCCGAAUAUUUGAAGUAAAUCAAAGUCAUCUUUACAGAAGCGAAAAUAACAGAAUUAAUGAUAAUUAAAAAUAUUAAGCGCGAGGUAUAGGUUGACAGCAGAUCUCUUAAUCAGAAUCGUCGAAUUGAAAAAAGUUAGUGCAGAACGAAGACAAUCGCCAGACGGAAAAGGCACGACUGCAACAAGAAUGGAAGCAAUGUUACAUAUGCGAUGACGGUGCAUACAAUGAGCCAGUGCUCGAAAAGGCGACGCGAUGAUCGAAAUCGCAGCCCACAUAAGCCUAGCCCUUAAAGGUAACAUUCGGCGUCGGCAACGUAAGGUGUUUCUACUUGCACUUAUUACUCUAAAACUGCUUGACGAUAUUUGACCGAUUGGCGAGAACAGAUGUUAUCAUAUACAUCUAUACGAGUGCGUUUGUGUGUUCAAGCCUAAACCGUGCAAAAUCGAGAUAGUGCAAAAACUGCUUAGGCACGAGUUCGCCGACCGACAGUAAGUAACAAAAACGCGCGAGCCCUCUGAAAAUAGAAGAAACAGAUAAGUUGCCGAUUAAUGAAAUGAAUUUGAUCAAUACAAACGAUGACAUAAAAGGAAUUUAUGUCGAUUCUUCUCCGAUACUAGUUAGAUUCUCCGGACAGAAAUCGUAUUUGUAACAUCCGACGGUUACUAUGAAUUCUUGUGCAUGGUCUAUGGUCUCGCUAACAAACUGGCUGUAUUUCAACGAGCGAUUAACACCGCCUUAGGAAAUUUAAAAAUUACACUGUGUAUAUUUCGUAAAGGAGAGGAGGUCCUGUUAGGGAUACACAUGAGGAAGGAGAGAGAGAUUGUAGGAAGAAUACCAUAGGUCAAUCCUACAUUCUAAACGUGACGUUUUCACUUUCACAUUACCAGUAUUGUUGUGAACGAGUGGUACCAGCAAUAGUAGUAUUAUAUCAGUGAGUUUAUAAUUUUCGUAAAAAAGUAUUUUUAAUUUCAUUUUGAGAUUAUGACAAUGAUCCAGUUCAACUGGAUUUGGAAAAUUAUUAUCCAGUAUACGAUGCUUAUUCUAUACACUCAGCCUGAGAUUGUUAAUACGGAGAGGUCUAUGAAAACAAUAUUUUCAUGUUUAAACCGAACUGCUGGUUUUUAUGCAGAUAUCAAUGCUAGUUGUAAGAUAUAUCACACUUGUGAUGAAUAUGGAAAUAAAUUCACUUAUCAUUGUCCUGAGGAAACUGCUUUUCGACAAGAUGCUCUCAUAUGUGAUCAUGCUCAUCUUGUGCAAUGUCAAGGAAAUAUUAUUUCUAGUACAAAAGAAUAUAUUAAAGAAGAAAAGAACAAUAGUUCUGAUACAAAACAAUCAAUAGAUAACGAUCAAUCUCUUUUUCAUUCUUUUUACACGACACAACCAACAAACACAAGUAAUAAAGAAAGAUAUGGAUUUGUUUUUAAUUCAAGACAAAUUUUUAAGAAUUUUAAUAAGACAGAAACAACUGGAAGGGAUAUAAGCUCAUUUUAUCCAUUAAGUUAUAUUAAUUAUACUACAAAUAUUCCUAUUGAUCAUUCUAUAAAUACACAAUCUAUGCGUAUAAUAAGUCAAUAUAAUGAAAAUGGAUUAAGAAACAAUGAAAAUUUUUCUACACCAAGUCAAAGCUUCCAUGAAAAGGAUAAACUUAAUGAAAAACUAAUAAGAAUGAAUCAAAAAGGUUAUUUAUAUCAGAAAGUAAAUGAUGCUUUAUACAGUUUUCUAAAAUUACCUUCAAAUACAUUUUCUGGAAGUAAUCAAACUCAGGAGAAUAAUGUAAAAAACUAUCAAUCGACAAAGAAUCCUACUGACUUUUUAAAAUUAUCACCUAUAAAUUAUAGGAAUUACCCAUAUUUAGAAACUUUGAAAUCUAUACAAAAGAAUACAAAAAUGAUUUCUACUACAGUUCAUAGUACAACAGCAAGUAUAACACUAUCUACUACAGAAAUACCUGUGUAUGCUUUAACAUUGUCUUUAAAACCUUUAAUACCAAGCGAACUAGAAUAUGAUCCAUAUUAUCCAAAAUUCUCAACAACAACAGAACCUUAUUAUACUUCUACGCAGAACCUAAAAGAAUGGUCUACUCAAACAGUGCGGUCAACUACUCACCUUGAACUUCCAGCAGUUUUACCAGACUUAAAUUCCUUGGAUGAUAUUGUUGAUCGCAGGAAGUUACUUUACAUUCCUCGAAUUAAAUUCAAUUAAUGUAACUAUUAUUUUGACAAAUCUCUGUAACUAGAUGUAUGAAUUUUGCAAAAUUAUUUAUUUUGUUUAAUUUCAAAAUAAGUUAAAAUAAGUUAAUUAUAUAAAAAUGUUAAUAAAAUCAAACAAAAUAAAUUAUCUAUAUACCAAAA